AACCUCAAACCGUGAAGUCACUUCGAUCAAAGCGGGCAAGGGAAUAUUCGAUAUCGUACAGAAUAUUUGAUUUAAAUAAAGGAAUUUCCACAGAAUAUCAAAAUGGGCGCCGUGCAGCCAGGAGCAGUUGUGAGCAUUGAACACACCUGGGUGCACUCGACUCCAUACGCCGCACUGCCCCCCUAUGCUGUCAUCGGUGGCCACGACUCGGACCGCAGUCCCAUCUAUGUGGGCCGCUCCUUCCACGAGGGCGAGAACCUGCCCGCCAAGGUGAUUCCCAGCAAGGGCUGUGCCUACGUCGCCUACGGCGGGGCGGAGCACUCGAAGACGCACUACGAGGUGCUGGUGGGACAGGGAUUCGCCUGGGUGCCCAGCUGCAGCGGCGGUGUGCCACCCAAUGCUGUGCGCAGCGGCAGCACACGCACCGGGGAGCCGCUCUACGUGGGUCGGGGCCACCAUGCCGGCAGCUUGAGCGUCGGAAAGGUGCAUCCCUCGCACGGCUGCCUCUACAUCCCCUUCGGCGGACAGGAGGUGCGCAUCAACACCUAUGAAGUGCUCAUCUAUCAGCAGCAGGACGUUUGGGUCCCGGCCUCGCCAGCCUACACUCCGCCCGGUGCCGUUGUCGCUGGCCACGACUCGGAUCGGACCCCCAUUUACGCCGGACGGGCCAUGCACGAGGGCGAGAUGCUGCCGGCCAAGGUGAUUCCCAGCAAGGGCUGCGCCUACGUCUGCUACGGCGGCUACGAAUUCCAGAAGCCCACGUACGAGGUGCUCACCGGCUACGGCUACGUCUGGGCCCAUGUCCACCAUCACGGCAUUCCGCCCAAUGCGGUGUCCACGGGUCGCGCCCGCAACGGGGAUCCCAUCUACUUCGGACGCGGACACCAUCAGGGCAGUCUGACACCGGGGCUGAUCUCGUCGCGCCAGCGCUGCCUCUACAUUCCCUACGGUGGCCGGGAGAUCCGUCUCGACUCGUACGAAGUGCUCUGCAGGCAGUGAACGCAAAAUGCCUGAUCCCUGAGCCACACUCUGCAUUUAGUAUCAUGAUCAACGUGUAAACCGUGUAAAAUCGAACCCAAUAAA
Molecule: messenger RNA, 1083 nt
Organism: Drosophila subobscura
Lineage: Eukaryota; Metazoa; Arthropoda; Insecta; Diptera; Drosophilidae
Exons: 3
Coding region: 103-999 (298 amino acids)
Source: RefSeq, a predicted model, not a curated record